This is a messenger RNA of Patiria miniata (bat star), 1174 nucleotides long. It is a transcript of the gene eif4e3, whose product is annotated as eukaryotic translation initiation factor 4E type 3-like. The coding region runs from base 114 to 773 and encodes 219 amino acids. Lineage: Eukaryota; Metazoa; Echinodermata; Asteroidea; Valvatida; Asterinidae. Gene Ontology annotation, biological process: translational initiation. Gene Ontology annotation, cellular component: eukaryotic translation initiation factor 4F complex. The transcript has 7 exons. The record is from RefSeq and is a predicted model, not a curated record. Gene Ontology annotation, molecular function: RNA 7-methylguanosine cap binding; translation initiation factor activity.
GAGCAAUAACAAACGUAACGACACCGGCUGGCCGGCUGCGCGCUGCAUGCACUAGCAUUGAUCAAUGCACUGUGCUAGCUGUACGUACGAAGGUACUGUGCUGUGCUGAAGAUAUGGCGGCUUCGGAAAUCAGUCAGCGACAGGACUCUGAACUGAGGGGCUUUUCUGACAGCUCCGAGGAUGUCCAUUUCAAAACCAUUCCCUCCACCGUGGACCUUGAGAGUACAGGAGUGCCCCUCAACACCCCCUGGACAUUUUGGCUAGACAGGUCGAUUCCCAACUCAACAGCUGCUCAGGUAGAAGCCAAUCUACAAAAUAUUUACACAGUUUCAACUGUUGAGAGCUUCUGGGCAGUUUACAACAACAUCCCUGAUGUUGACAAGCUAGCUUACCGCUUCAGUUAUCAUCUAAUGAGGAAUGACAUCAAACCUAUGUGGGAAGAUCCAAGCAAUGCAAGCGGAGGAGACUGGAAAUUCAAAGUACCAAAAGAACAGACGGGGAGAGCGUGGAAAGAACUCUUACUAGCGACAAUAGGAGAGCGUUUUUCAGACUGCAUAUCACCAGAGGAUGAGAUCUGUGGAGUGAGCGUCAGUAUACGAAACCUAGACGUCGACAUCCUCCAAGUAUGGAACAAGAAAGCGGGACUGAAUGACAGCGAAAUCAACAGAGUGGUUGCCAUGGUGAAAGACAUACUACAGGGAAUCGAAAUCAAGACUCAUUUCUACAAAUCGCAUCAGCAGCAUCAUGCAUUUGAACGUGGACAGAAAAAAUAGACUUCGAUCCUUAAAGUAAAAAAAAAACUGAAGACUUCUUUUUAACAUUAUGUGAGCAAUCUGUGUGCUUUAUGGAUACUGGCAGUCACCAUGUGAUGAAUCCCUUGGGACCUUUCCGGCAGUCUCAUCACACACUCCUGUGUUUAUCACGUCAAAAAGGAGCACGGUUAGUGAGGAAAUAGGAGGUACGUACCCAGGGAUGAAGCAUGGUAUCGGAACCCUCAUGAAUGACAAGGAGGCUCCAAGGUUCAAGUACAUACCUGGCAGUAAAGGGCGCGCCCUUGGCACUGAAGAGGCGCCCUUGGUGUGUUGCCCUGUCGCCAUACGUGAGCAGUUUCAUUUAGCAGCAGAACCAUUCAAAGUAACCGGGGAAUACCCAUAGAGCUACAGAGUGCCCCCCC